This is a messenger RNA of Bufo gargarizans (Asiatic toad), 1126 nucleotides long. Its product is annotated as growth hormone secretagogue receptor type 1-like. Gene Ontology annotation, cellular component: plasma membrane. Gene Ontology annotation, molecular function: G protein-coupled receptor activity. The transcript is spliced from 2 exons. The coding region runs from base 1 to 1089 and encodes 362 amino acids. NCBI's taxonomy places the organism in Eukaryota, Metazoa, Chordata, Amphibia, Anura, Bufonidae. Gene Ontology annotation, biological process: G protein-coupled receptor signaling pathway. The record is from RefSeq and is a predicted model, not a curated record.
AUGGCUGAGAACGAAACUGACGCUGGAUUUCAAAGUAAUGGGACCGAACCCACGGACAGGAAAACUGCAAUCUUUGAUAUUCACACAUUAGUUCCGGUCACAAUCAUCUGCAUUACGCUCUUUCUUUUAGGGGUGACGGGCAACUUGAUAACCAUUUUAAUCUUUAAGAGGUAUAAAGACAUGAGGUCCACAGUGAACAUGUACCUCUCCAGUAUGGCAGUGUCGGACAUCCUGAUUUUUCUUGGCGUGCCAUUUGAUUUAUACAGAAUUUGGAAAUAUAGACCUUAUAUCUUUGGGAAUUUUGUCUGCAAGUUUGGAUAUUACCUGAGUGAGAGCUGCACCUACUGCACAAUUCUUCACAUCACCACUGUAAGUGUAGAAAGGUAUCUUGCCAUUUGUUUCCCCCUUAAAGCCAAAAUCAUGAUCACUAAGAAGAGAGUGAAGAUCAUCAUCAUAUUCUUGUGGAUGAUUGCCUUCAUUACUGCCGGACCAAUAUUGUUUCUGUUUGGAGUAGAACAUCCUUCUGGAACUCAACCGGAGGAAACCAAGGAAUGCACUACCAUGGAACAUGCCAAAUUUGGCCUUCUUUCUAUGACCUGGGUGUCAUCCAUUUAUUUUUUCAUUCCUGUCUGCUUUCUGGUAUUGCUUUAUGGUCUAAUCUGUAGGAAGCUUUGGAAGAACAAGCAUGGAAUACAGGGUCCUACUGCGGCCAAUAGAGGGAAGCAACACAAGCAGACAGUGAAAAUGUUGGCUGUUGUCGUGUUGUCCUUUGUGUUGUGCUGGCUGCCCUUCCAUAUUGGCCGGAUCUUGUUUGCGUGUGUUGGACUAGGACAAAAAGACAUCUAUCACCUCGCACAGUACUUAAACCUCAUCUCUAUGGUUCUCUUUUACCUGGGUGCCUCAAUCAACCCCAUGCUGUACAACAUUAUGUCGCAAAAGUACAGGGCUGCCAUGACUAAAAUCCUCAGUCCAAGGGAAGAUCCACAAUUUAGGAACAUGCCAAGGAGCGAGCUGUCUUCUCUAGAGGGGACAGAGGUCACUUCUUUCAUGACGCUCAAGUCCAUCGAAACUGAGAAGAUUUCUGGGUGACCACUGUUGAAGUGAAGUGUUGCUGUUUACUGAUUUG